Metopolophium dirhodum (rose-grain aphid) is the source of this 2969-nucleotide messenger RNA. Its product is annotated as cyclin-K. Gene Ontology annotation, cellular component: cyclin/CDK positive transcription elongation factor complex; nucleus. Gene Ontology annotation, biological process: positive regulation of DNA-templated transcription, elongation; regulation of transcription by RNA polymerase II. The record is from RefSeq and is a predicted model, not a curated record. Bases 254 to 2050 code for a protein of 598 amino acids. NCBI's taxonomy places the organism in Eukaryota, Metazoa, Arthropoda, Insecta, Hemiptera, Aphididae. The transcript has 9 exons. Gene Ontology annotation, molecular function: cyclin-dependent protein serine/threonine kinase activator activity.
CCAGUCAAUGUUGUACUACAUAGUUGUAGUAAAUGUUGCCAUUUGCUAAUGACAAAUCAAGGCAAUUUUUUUUAUAGACAAUUUUUCUCGGCCACGACAUUUAAUAUAAUAAUGGCCGUCCAACUAGUUACUUAAUUUUUAUUUCUAAUGUGUACCUAUGUGAAUUUAAGUAUUAAUGAUCUCUAAUGACUGCUCAAGAUUGAAAGUUUAAAACAAAGUUCCACGUAAAUUAGACCCGCUCAAUACUACGACAAUGGCCUUUUGGUAUUUCGACAAAGAUGAGCUGCACCGGACCGCCUCGGCUCAGGAUGGCAUACCACAUGAGAGAGAGUCCCGGUACCGCCAAGAAGGGGCAAGGUUCAUCAUAGACGCUGGUACGAAGAUGGACUUGGGCUACAACACGAUGGCCACUGGUGUCGUUUACUUCCAUCGUUUUUACAUGUACCAUUCGUUCAAAACUUUCCCUAGAUAUCUCACAGCAUGCUGUUGUCUUUUUCUUGCGGGUAAAGUGGAAGAAACGCCUAAGAAAUGUAAGGACAUAAUAAAGUUGGCUAAAGCAAUAUUACCCGAAGAAAAAUACGAAACCCUUGGAUUAGACCCCAAGGAAGAAGUAAUGGUACUCGAACGUAUAUUGUUGCAAACAAUUAAAUUUGAUCUGCAAGUUGAUCAUCCUUAUCAGUUUUUAUUAAAAUAUGCUAAAUGUUUAAAAGGUGAUAAGACUAAACUAACUAAAAUGGUUCAAAUGGCUUGGACAUUUGUAAAUGAUAGCUUAUGUACAACGCUUUGUCUUCAGUGGGAACCAGAGAUUAUUGCAGUUUCAUUAAUAUAUUUAGCAUGUAAACUGAGUAAAUUUGAACUCAACGAUUGGCAGGGUCGUACGCCAAAUCAUUUACGUUGGUGGGAUAUGUUUGUUCAAGGAAUGAAUAUGGAUUUGCUUGAAGAUAUUUGUCAUCAAGUUCUGGAUCUUUAUUCAACUCCAGACAAAAAUGCACCACCAUCACCUCCAUGCCAAGAAAAAUUUAUAGUUCCAAAAAAAGUUAUACCCCCACAGUCCAUUUAUCAGAAAUUAUUGUUGCAAAAAAUGGCUGCUAAAUACAUGCUUACACCUGAACAAGCGAUGCAAGCAGCUAUAACGAAAAAUGUGAAAUUGAUUACAACGCCAAGUACCUUGCCAGUCAAGCAAUUAUUACCCAUGCCACCAGGAAUUAUUAAACCAUCAAUUUCUAAUGUUACACCAAAACCACAAAAUGCUCAAAAACCAUUUUUGCCACCACCUCUCACACCGUCUAAAUUUAUAUUCUCACAAUCACCCUUAAAACGACCACCCCCACUUCCAUCAACAAGACCGCCACUGCCUACUAUGCCACCGCCGCCACCUCCUCCAUCACUUCCACCCCCUCCACCAACACCAAAUCAAAUGUUGAUCCCUCCCGGGGUUACGCAAUUGCCACCACCACCCAUGCAACCGCCACCACCAAUACCUCCAGCGGGCUUCCCUAUGUACCCUUAUCCUCCACUUCAAAAUGCAGGUCAAUCGUUUCCGAACUCUAUAUUUUCUCAGCCUCCGAAUCUGAUAUCUUCAGUGCCUGGGCAAUAUCGCUCACAUGAAACGAUGGCUUCUAUUCAGUUCAUGGGCGAAUCUGUUCCUCCUCCGAGACAGUCUUAUAGUGAAAAUUACAAUCAAAGAGAAAGCAUGACGCAGCAAUCAACGCAGUCGUUCAGUGAUUUUGAAACUCAAGAUGCAUAUGAAGAAAGCAGACAAAAAUACAUUGAGAGUCGUACAUUUAGUCGAGAUAGUGCUUUUGCUGGUGGCAGCUAUGGAAAUGGAUCUCAACAUUUCGUAGAUGGUGGUCCACAUUUUAGCAGUGAAAGUGGUCAGCAUUAUGUUGAUAGUGGAAGUCAACUCUUCCAUUCAGACCCUGCUUAUCUACAGUUUAGAGGAAAUCCGCCAAAUAAACGUGGUUUUAAUACCAGAACCAAUCGACCUCCACCUCCACCACCACAAUACCAAAACAGACAAGUUCGGCAUCAUCCAUAUCAAAGACGAUAGUGUUGCUCUUUUAUAUAUGUAUAUGUACAGUUAAAGGUAAUUUAGCACUUAACAUAGACAAAUAUUUUUAAGAUUUCAGAUGUAUUCUGUAUGCAUGUGCUCUGAUUAUUUGAAUUUAGGUAUAUUAUACCUAAUAAUAUACCCGUCAACUUUUCUAUCACUAUUAUAGGAUACUUCUAUUUUAGUUAAUGACUGAAAUGUAAGCGACUUAAUUCUACAAUUAUGAAAUAUGUAAAUAGGUUAAAUUUACAUACAUUUUUAAUACAGUUACAACUGGUGUUUUUAAAUUGUUUAUAUUCUUAUAUAAUUUUAGAUUCUGAGCGGAGCGAGGAAGCUAGUUGUUCUACAAUGGUGUAUUUUUUUUUAUUUUUUUUUAUAUAUCAAAAAAACUACUGUCAUAUUAUGAAAAACCACUUAAAAUGGGAUUUUAAUUUCUAACGGUUUGUUUAUCACCGUAGCAACGAAUAAAAAAUUAUAAUAUUAUAAUAAUUUAUUAAUUCUACUUAAAGGCUAUAAUAAAUAAUAAAAAUUUAAAAAAUCCAGACUGAUAAACCGUCUCCGCUCAGAAUCGUUUUUCUUAUACAAUGAUAUUAUAUCAUUGAAUUCAAGUUUAAUACAAUCCAUUAUACAUUAUCCCACUUGUAACCUACUGUACUGCUGAGCGACAUCCACUUACCCGCUUUUUAUAUACGAGUGUCAAAUGGUUACUUACGGUUAAUUAAUGAAAUUUCUUUAAUCGUGCUUAUGGGUGAAAUCUUCCUGUAUUAAUGUAAUCACUAGUCUGAAAGUUAGGUACUUGGGUUUAUUAACCAACGAUGUAAAUUAUUUUACACAAGUAAUAACUGUGUUGAUGGUGGCAGAGUAUGGAUGUGCUGUAAUAAAUCAUAUUAAAAAUAUAUUGUAUUGAUAUUGUUUGGUA